AUGUCUCUAGUAGCACCCCCCGGAACUUCCACUCAUGCCGGUCCUGGCGGAUAUGCCUCCGACCUACUGUCUCUCGUCAUGGAGGCCAAUUGGGAGCAGUUAAGUCAUGCUCCCGGUAUUCGUCGUCGCACCAUUCCGGCUACCAUGAACCCAGGGAAAACAACAACCACGGAGCGUAUGCUCUAUUAUAGUGGCCAUACUCGUCGGAUAGGAGACGUCGAUGAGGGAUCUACUGUUACCGAUUUUCUUCCAGCUGAAAGGUCUCGUGGCAUUACAAUUCAGUCUGCUGCUGUGACUUUCCACUGGCCCCCGCUAGGAGAAGUUUCGGAUGUAAAGACGGGUGUGCCACAGAGCCAUAUCCCUCACACCAUCAAUCUUAUCGACACACCAGGCCAUGCCGACUUUACAUUUGAAGUUCUUCGGUCAUUGAGGAUUCUUGACGGUGCGGUGUGCAUCCUUGAUGGCGUUGCUGGUGUUGAAGCCCAGACAGAAAAGGUCUGGGCUCAGGCGAACAGAUAUAGCAUUCCCCGAAUUGUCUUCGUCAACAAAUUGGACCGAGACGGUGCUGCGUUUGAACGAACUGUCAAGGAAGUUGGUACCAGAUUGCGAGGGUGGCCAGCCAUUUGCCAAAUUCCAUGGUGGGAAGGUGGCAAAGGCAAAUUUAUGGGCGUGGGAGAUGCGAUCAAUCUCUGUGCGUUGAAAUGGGAGGGCGGAGAUGGUAAACGAAUUCAGACAUACGACAUGGAAGAACUCAAACAAUACGAUGCUGGGCUACGAGAUGAGCUCAUCCAAGCCAGGCUCGCCCUAGUGGAAAUCUUGUGUGAAUUUGACGAGGUGCUAUUAUCAACGUGGUUGGAACAUAACGAUGACGCUUUGAAAGUGCCCCCGCAAGCUAUUAGAGACAGCUUGAGACGCUGUAUUCUCGAUGGCUCUGGACGGCUCAUUCCGGUCUUCGCAGGGGCCAGUUUCCGAAAUAUUGGUGUCCAGCCACUUCUAGACGCCGUCGACAAUUUCCUUCCAAAUCCAAAGGAACGGCCAGAUCCAGAAAUCAGCUUGAAUGGCCAAGAGUAUAAGCUUUCGGAACUUCUCCGAGGUGAUCUCCCAGUCAUCACUGCUGCCCACAAACGGAUGGUGAAGAAGAGUCACUCCCCCAAGGAAUUAGUCGCCCAAAUUGAAGGCUGUGCUUUAGCAUUCAAGGUCGCCAAUCAUCCCAAACGAGGUGUGCUUGUCUAUAUUCGUGUCUAUUCUGGAUCGAUAAAACGCAAUGCAUCAUUGUGGAAUACGAAUCUCCAUGUUUCAGAGCAGGCGCAGCGACUUUUACAAAUGCAGGCAUCUGAUGCCCUCGAAAUAUCUCAUAUUCCAGCAGGACAAAUUGGUGUUAUCGCCGGUCUAAAGCAUGCUCGGACAGGUGACACGCUUGUGUCAUAUCAUGGACACAAUUCCAAGACCGGACCGCCAGCGCCUUUAAACACUCUCCAAUUGCGUCCUAUAGAAAUCCCACCCCCGGUAUUCUUCGCAGCUAUCGAGCCGGACAGUCUCAGCGAAGAAAAGAAUGUCAAGGAGAUCCUCCAGCUGAUGCUGAGAGAGGACCCUAGUCUCCACGUCAAUAUUGAUGAAGAGUCAGGACAGAUGUUGCUGAGCGGCAUGGGUGAGCUCCAUCUGGAGAUAGCCCGAGAUCGGCUUGUCAACGAUUUCAAAGCAAAGGCUACCAUGGGCAACAUCGAAAUUAGCUACCGAGAGUGUGUGCUAUCACCAACAGCGGCUCAUCGGGUCCUUUUCGAUCGCGAUAUAGCUGGGAAGAAGGCAAAGGCGGCAUGUGAGGCUAGCGUUGGUCCCAUCGAUGAGGUAUCUCCAACUGAGAGUCACACUGUUGAACGUGACGGAAAUCGCAUCACUAUCUUGGUGAUAGGAUCUCUCGGCGAGAAUAGUUCUGAAGGAGAUUCUUCGUUGCCUACCGAUCUUCCAUUACCAACUAUACAAGCAGCGCUGGUGAAUGGAGCUGUUGCAGCUUUAGCGCGAGGUCCUCGUCGUAACUUUCCUCUUCAUGCAAGCCAUGUCACCCUAAAGUUCGAAUCUACAACAGAUUUAUUCGGUUCCGAUACCUCACCCGCUGCACUUUCUUCUGCAUCCAGACUCGCAGUAGGGGCUGCACUCAACGAGGCCUUUGAUGGCGGUAAUAUUGGACUCAUGGAACCAGUCAUGAACGUUGUUAUCAGCUGCAACGAAGGGUCCCUUGGAACCAUCGUGCACGACAUAUCUUCUGCUCGUGGAGGGCACGUUCUCUCCCUCGAAAAUGACGGCAACGAAGAUGCAUCCAGCGACCUACCAUCGAUAGAUCCGCAGAGGAUUUAUGCACCGCCUGACCCCUUUGCUUCUGGCGGAGGUAUGGAUAAAGCCGGACCGGGCCAGCAGCGACAAGUCACUGCUAGGGUGCCGUUGAAGGAGAUGGUUGGGUAUUUGAAGCACUUGCGGAGUUUGACGGGCGGACGAGGGACAUUUGUAAUGAGUGUUGAUCGCUUUGAACGUCUCUCGGGCCCGAGAGAAAAAGCGGUAUAA
Venustampulla echinocandica is the source of this 2556-nucleotide messenger RNA. Its product is annotated as Ribosome-releasing factor 2, mitochondrial. The transcript has 4 exons. The coding region runs from base 1 to 2556 and encodes 851 amino acids. Gene Ontology annotation, biological process: ribosome disassembly; mitochondrial translation. Gene Ontology annotation, molecular function: GTPase activity; GTP binding. Gene Ontology annotation, cellular component: mitochondrion. NCBI's taxonomy places the organism in Eukaryota, Fungi, Ascomycota, Leotiomycetes, Helotiales, Pleuroascaceae. The record is from RefSeq and is a predicted model, not a curated record.